AUGAGGACAUCGCUUUUCGUCGCCUCGGUGGCGGCAUCUGUGAUGGCAGCUGCAGUGGGCGUCGCUGCCCAGCAGACGAGCGACCAGUGCGUCUCGCUCAAGGGCAGCACCCAGUGCCCGUCGUUCCAGGAUGCAUACGUGAACCCGUCGAACCUCUCGUCGGCAUGGCCCUGGUUCAGCCAGGUGUCGGAUGUCCAGUCGUUUGACGACCAGUUUGCCCAGUACUUUACCGACCCGACGCGAUUCAUUGCCACGAAGCUCAACCGCCAGCUGCAGUGCAACCGCACCGGCUCGGACAACACGACGCUGCAGUGGGAGCGCACCAUCCUCUGCGGCCAGUUCAGCCAGAUCAGCUACUCUGCCCAGUGCAACAUCCAGAACCGCGCCGACCCAAUCAUGGUGUGCCAGGACACGUGCAUCGAGUACAGUGACUCGGAGAACACGAUUGUGGCCAACCCGCAGAUCUGCACGCCCACCGACAGUCUCACCUACGACCACAACCAGACGCGCGCCGCGACGCUGCUCAAGGACUACGUUACAUGCACCAACUGGACCAGCCUCGUGUCGACGAACAAUGCGACGUGCGUCUCGGGUGCCUCCAACGAGGGCAACUGUGGCUAUGGCCCGGGUGUCAGCACCCAGCUCUGCGAGGUUUGCGACCCGUCGGGCAACCGCACCGUGCCUGCCUGCUGCUAUGAUCGCCAGACAGAUCUGAGCCAAUGCGCCUCGUACGGCCACCCUGGCGCUGCUGCCGUGGUGGCCACCACGAGUGUCGCUACGGGCUUCCAGACGGCCACCUCGUCGUCGAGUACCGGACAGGCCACGGGCAGCGGCGGCUCGUCGCGCGCAGGCCAGGACAACCAGAACGGCGGUGGCGGCACCAACCUCAGCGGCGGCCAGCUGGCCGGCAUCAUCGUCGGCUGCAUUGCUGGUGCAGCGCUCCUCGGUGCAUUCCUCGCCUGGCUCCUCUUUGGACGCAGGCGCCGCAACAAGCAGGACCACGAGGCCUCGCGCGGCCUCGUCUACGGUGCCGCGGGCGCAGGCGCAGCCGGUGCAGCCUCGCGCGAGAAGAACUCGGGCGGAUGGAACCACAGCGAUGCCGACACGGCCCGCUCCCUGGGCGGCAGUCCCGCGGACAACAAGUCGCCGCGAAGCAUGGACGGCGGCGCGCCCCUCGUUGGCGGAGCUGCGCUGGCGGGUGCGGGUGCGGGUGCAGGUGCAGGUGCCGCUGCUGCUGGUGCUGCAUCAGCCUCGCACGACAGGCCCCAGAGCGGCCUCUCGUCGGGCACCACGGGCUCGGGCACCGAUGGCCGAGGCACCACCGUGGCCGUCGUCAAGGACCAGUACACGGGCCAGGACAUUUUCCCCGGCGAGGAAGUCGUCGCCAUCUACCCGUACAAUGCCUCGCUCAACGACGAGCUCACGCUCGAGCCCGAGCAGCGGCUCACCGUCCUCCGUCUCUACGACGACGGCUGGGCCCUGGGCCGGACGCUCGACGGCAAGGAGGGCGCCCUGCCGCUCGUGUGUGUCAGCAGCGCAAAGGGCGAUGCCCCCGCGCGGCUCCGGGCCGGCAGCGCCAGAGACACGACGACGGGCACCUCGGACGACGAGGGCCUCACCUCGGGCAACGAAGGUGGCUUCACCAGCAGCGUCGACGGCGCCGUCACUGCCGACGAGGGC
This is a messenger RNA of Acaromyces ingoldii, 1680 nucleotides long. RefSeq lists its product as hypothetical. The transcript has a single exon. NCBI's taxonomy places the organism in Eukaryota, Fungi, Basidiomycota, Exobasidiomycetes, Exobasidiales, Cryptobasidiaceae. Gene Ontology annotation, molecular function: protein binding. The record is from RefSeq and is a predicted model, not a curated record. The annotation marks the transcript as partial.